Aspergillus puulaauensis is the source of this 1821-nucleotide messenger RNA. RefSeq lists its product as uncharacterized. Gene Ontology annotation, molecular function: FAD binding. The transcript is spliced from 2 exons. The record is from RefSeq and is a predicted model, not a curated record. Bases 1 to 1821 code for a protein of 606 amino acids. Lineage: Eukaryota; Fungi; Ascomycota; Eurotiomycetes; Eurotiales; Aspergillaceae.
AUGUCGAACGAAGUCGAAAUCCCCGUUGUCAUCAUAGGAGGUGGAGGAUGUGGCUUGACACUGUCGAGCUUCCUAUCCAACUAUGGGAUUGGACACGUCCUCAUUGAGAAGCAUACGAGCACAUCCAUAAUACCCAAAGCGCAUUAUUUGAAUCAGCGCACAAUGGAGAUUCUGCAAGCCCAUAACAUGGCUGAUGAAAUUCUCCAAAAGACUUGCCCUCCACGCCACAUGAGCCAGGUUGCCUGGCAGACGUCCUUGGGUGGCUCCAGCCCUCUAGAUCGUCAGCUAAUUCACAAGAUUGAGUGCUUUGGAGGAAAUGAGGGCACAGAAUAUUCUCAGUCAUACAAACAAGAUGCACCACUACGCUCCGGAAACCUACCGCUAUUCAGACUGGAACCUAUACUGAAAGGCCUAGCGGAGAACCGUAAUCCAGGAAAGGUCCUGUUCGGUCACCAGGUGGUGGACUUUGACGACGAAGGCAGUGUAGUCCAUGUGAAGACCGCCGACGGCGAAGGAAAAGAAACCGUUUACAAAUGCCAGUAUUUAAUUGGUGCCGACGGAGGGCGUACAGUUGGGCCCAAGCUUGGGAUCGAAAUGCGAGGGCCAAGGAAUAUCACGGACAUGGUUUCUGUACACUUCGGGGCAGACCUCUCUGAAUACUGGGACGACCGCUACUUUGCGUGCCAUUUUAUCAACGGUGAAAACGGCACUGUCUUCGAGAGCGGCGCCAUUGUUCCCAUGGGACCGACCUGGGGAAGCAACUCGGAAGAAUGGGUCUUUCACUUUGGAUUCUCUAUGGAUGACGAGGCUCGCCACGACGAAUCCGCACUGAUUCCUCGCAUCCGUGAGCUUCUGAAGAUCCCUGAAUUAGAGAUUAAGGUGUACAAAGUCAGCCACUGGGCUAUCGAGCGAGUGCUAGCAGAUUCAUAUCGCAAAGGGCGAGUGUUCCUUGCUGGCGAUGCGGGAAACAGACGGCCACCUACAACCGGGCUCGGCCUGAAUACAGCCAUCGAAGACUCCCUCAAUCUGGCGUGGAAACUAGCACUGGUGCUUACAGAAAAGGCUAGUGAGUCAAUCCUUAACAGCUAUGAGCCUGAAAGACGUGCAGUUGGUGAAAUCAACUGUGACUGGGGAUUGUUCACUUUCAACAACUCGGCCGUCAUCAACACUGUCAUGGGUCUUAUACCUGGCCAAAAGGAACAUAACAAGCAGCAAUUCCAGUCAUUACUUGAAGGCUCAGACAAGGGAAGGAGCUUCCGAGCACAGGUUGCACGGAUUAUAGAAACCCAAGCCAUCGAGUUCUGUGCCCACGGUAUCGAGCUCGGCUUCAGAUAUACCAAUGGAUUCCUCAUACCCGAUGGCUCCAUUCCAGCAAAGCGAGAUCCAUUGGGUCUGCAAUACUUCCCUACCACCCAGCCCGGUCAUCGUCUGCCACAUGCAUGGAUAGAACGACAAGGCCAGAUCCUAUCUACCCACCAUCUCGUACGCAACAACCUUGCCUUCGCGCUGAUUACAGAUGUAGAUGGUUCGGUAUGGAUCCCGGCUGCAGAGCGAGUGUCGAAACGUCUUAGUGUUCCAAUUUCAGUGGCUCAAAUUGGAACACGGUGCCCAUACAGAGAUUACGAGGACCGCUGGGACAGCUUGAAAGGCAUUCAGACCGGAGGAGCGAUUUUAGUUAGGCCUGACAAUAUUGUUGCUUGGCGGUCUAUUUACAUCAGUAGACGCGAUGGAAAGGAACUGGAAGAAGCUGUGGAUUUGUUGCUUCGAGGACGGGUCGAUAUAUGUGAGGGUGUCGAGGAUAGUUCUCGCCCAAGGCUAUAA